AUGUCGCGUGCGCUAUCCAAGACACUACGAGUGUCUUCACGACUUACACCACGACCUUCCUCACCCUUAACAAUACCGCGCAUCAUACUGUCCGCCACACAAGCACGAUGGAGUUCGCAUUCCCCGCUGGGCACACCGCCCACAAACGCACGCAAACCCGUCACUCUCAACACCCUGCAGGCACUCUACCGCAAGGGCGAGCCCAUCACCAUGGUCACAGCUCAUGACUUCCCCAGCGCACAUGUCGCCGACCACGCCGGCAUGGACAUGAUACUCGUUGGCGACAGCCUCGCCAUGGUCGCCCUCGGUAUGGAAGACACAAGUGAAGUCCUAAUGGAAGAAAUGCUUCUGCAUUGUAAAUCUGUCGCGCGCGCCACAAAAGCCGCUUUUACUGUCGGCGACCUUCCAAUGGGCACCUACGAAAUCUCCCCCACCCAAGCCCUCCAAUCCGCAAUCACCAUGAUCAAAACCGGCCGCGUCAAAUCCGUAAAACUAGAAGGCGGCGCCGAAAUGGCCCCUACCAUCGCUAAAAUAACCUCCGCUGGCAUCCCCGUCCUCGCCCACAUCGGCCUAACCCCCCAACGCCAAAACGCCCUCGGUGGCUUCCGCGUCCAGGGCAAAACCACUGCCUCAGCACUCAACCUACUCGCAGAUGCACUCGCCGUCCAAGACGCUGGCGCCUUCGCAGUCGUGCUCGAAGCCGUACCCGCGCAAGUUGCAGACCUCGUCACGCGACAGCUGCGCAUCCCGACCAUUGGAAUUGGAGCCGGUAACAAGUGUUCAGGCCAAGUCCUUGUGCAAGUUGACAUGCUAGGUAACUUUCCCCCAGGCCGCUUCCUGCCCAAGUUCGUGAAGCAGUAUGGCAAUGUGUGGGGCGAGGCGCUGGGGGCCCUAGAGAGGUACAAGGACGAGGUCAAGACUAGGGUGUAUCCAGAGGAGAAACAUACGUAUCCCAUGUCGCAGGAAGCAUUUGAAGAGUUUGAAAAGGUGGUGGAGGAUGAGAGGGAGAAGGUGGAUUUGUUGUGA
This is a messenger RNA of Bipolaris zeicola 26-R-13, 1026 nucleotides long. RefSeq lists its product as uncharacterized. Gene Ontology annotation, biological process: pantothenate biosynthetic process. The record is from RefSeq and is a predicted model, not a curated record. The coding region runs from base 1 to 1026 and encodes 341 amino acids. The transcript is spliced from 2 exons. Lineage: Eukaryota; Fungi; Ascomycota; Dothideomycetes; Pleosporales; Pleosporaceae. Gene Ontology annotation, cellular component: mitochondrion. Gene Ontology annotation, molecular function: magnesium ion binding; 3-methyl-2-oxobutanoate hydroxymethyltransferase activity.